This is a messenger RNA of Lepisosteus oculatus (spotted gar), 2456 nucleotides long. RefSeq names its product transmembrane 6 superfamily member 2b (gene tm6sf2b). Gene Ontology annotation, cellular component: endoplasmic reticulum membrane; endoplasmic reticulum-Golgi intermediate compartment membrane. Gene Ontology annotation, biological process: lipid homeostasis; regulation of lipid metabolic process. The record is from RefSeq and is a predicted model, not a curated record. NCBI's taxonomy places the organism in Eukaryota, Metazoa, Chordata, Actinopteri, Semionotiformes, Lepisosteidae.
UACCCACGGUCAGCGUUAGAUAGUAACCUGUCGCACACCUGUGCGGCCAAGCGGGCCGAGGCAUGGCGCUAUCGCGAAAUGGUCGAGGUUGUGGACUUUGAAAGCUAAGCCGUGUUAGAAUCUGACGCGGCAUCUGGAAAGUUGCUCAACCUCUCUGUGUAAGCUACAAUACAAGUCACUCACACACGGCUAUUAGUUGAGGAAGGAGAGGCGUGUGAAACUCCCAUGCCCCACAAUGCGAUUUUUAAUUUAAACGUCGGUGAACUCGUCGCUCUUUUCCUGAUUUGUUUCCGUGUGUCUGUGUGGAUACAGUCAACGGACGUCGCUGGCUCUCCGGGCACCUGACCCCCUUCUGCGCUUUACUGGCAAGAGAAACCGGCUGUGAUUUUGCACAGGUGCCGCGGCUUUGGCAAAGAUGAACCUGCCUACAGAAAUCGGCGUCUUUCUCCUCUCGCUGUCUUCCCUGGGGGUCAUUUAUGCCAUGAACAACAUGCCAUCCCUCCAAGAUCCUGUAUCCAUCCUGGGAAUCGGCGCGGCUGUCCUGGUGAUGCUGUAUGUUCUGGUUUACUAUUCAGUCCGCAAUAAUUCACCCAAAGACCCCCUCUUCUAUGUGUUUGCAGUGUUUUCCUUCACCUGCGUCAUUGAUCUCAUUAUCGCUGCAGAAGAGGACGGCUAUGUGUCUGGGUUCAUGGAGUUCUACAUGAAGGAGGGGGAGCCCUAUCUGCGCACAGCCUUUGGGAUAAUGAUGUGCUACUGGGACGGCACAGUGCAUUACUUCCUCUACCUCGUCAUGGUGAGGAGAGUGGCGAACAAGCAGCCGUACCGCGGCGUGGGGCUGUUCUGGAUAGGCUCCCUCCUCGUCAACAUGAUCGUCUUCGUGCCAGGAAUCGUCCUUGGGAAAUACGGUUCUGAAAUUCGUCCGGCCUUCCUGCUCAAUGUGCCCUACGUGCUUGUGCCCAUGUGGGCGGCGAUCACACUGUUCCACCGGCCCAGGGAGCUGCCCAUUAUCCCAGCAGAUACGAUUGCAGCAGAACAGAGAAAAGGGCUUCUCCACCGCCCCCUGGACAUGAUACUGCUGCUCUUCCUCCUGUGGGCCAUGGUCAUCGCCAUCUUCAGGGGCUUUGUUGUUCUUGAAUGUCCCCUGGACUUCUGUUUUACCUACAUCUAUCAGUAUGAGCCUUACCUGAAGGAUCCAGUGGUCUUCCCCAAGGUUCUGAUGCUGUUGUACCUGUUCUACGGCCUGCCAAUGCUUGCUGUGUUCACCUACGGGCUGGUGAAACCUGGCUGCACCUGGAUGCUGGACUGGACACUGUUCUUUGCAGGAGGAGUAGCUCAGGCCCAGUGGUCCCAUAUUGGCGCGUCUCUGCAUCCCAGAACCCCCUUCACGUACCGGGUCCCAGAGGACACAUGGUGGCCUGUGCUGCUGCUCAACCUGCUGUUUGCUCUGGGGCCCCAGCUGCUGGCUUGGCGCUGCCACCGGCACCCCGAGUUCUUCAUGAAGAAUGUGCCCCAGGGGCAGACCAACCAGGAGAAGAAGCAGAAUUAAGACCUUGCCAGCUGCCCACUGUGAUACUGGACCGCCAACGACACAGCCCCCCCCCACCCCCCAGCACUGCUGAGACCGCUGUGUCAUACUGAGUGAGAAUAACUCCACUGACCCCCAGAGACUGUGAAAGGACGCUCAUGUGACUCGAACACCCCACUGGACUGAGCAACUCAAUUUGUGCCACAAUCACAUCUUGGCAUGUGAGACUCCUGGACUAAUAAAGCUUCGCUACCCCUGACCUUGGAACUCAAUUAAUGCAACAAUACAGCUCCCCCGGACUUUCUGAAUGAGCUCGCAGCUCGCUCUCGCUGCGCUGAGAAGCCUGAAUUGCAGCUGGCGCUUUCACCUCCCCCUCGUCAUUGUGUAAGUGAAGUAAUACGGAAUGACAUGGCUCAUUCUGCCUCCUGAGCUUUGAACCCGUGCUGAUGCAAUGACUCAGCUCUGGACUGUGAAACUGAGAUUGAUGCAAUAACUCUCCUCCUGGGGGGAAAACAAAAGAGCAACGCGAUUAAGACCGCUGCAGCAUUCUAGAAUUCUGAUCACAGGGUUCAUAAAAGUACCAGGAGUCUUCCUGCCACAGAAGGGAAGGAACAGCUCCUAUUCAACCAGUAAGGAUUUGUGAUGAGGAUGAUGAUGAUGAUACUGGACAACAGUCCUGUUCAGGCUGCUGCCCCCAGGACAAAAAAACAAAAAGAGAGGUGUUGAGUCUGGACCUUGGCAAAACAAAAACUCCCCCGAACAGGAGCUCGCAGUGAAGCAUUUUUAUGCAAUUAGAAAAGGUCACUUUUUGGGUUUCUGAGAUUUUAACUCUAUGUUAAGCAAUCAGACAAGUUAGUUAAAAAAAAGUGCACGUAUUGAUGUCUGUCUGCCUCCUUUCUCAUUGAAGUUUCAUAAAGUUUCAGUUUCCAUA